Annulohypoxylon maeteangense is the source of this 1112-nucleotide messenger RNA. RefSeq names its product TOM13-domain-containing protein. Gene Ontology annotation, biological process: protein insertion into mitochondrial outer membrane; mitochondrial outer membrane translocase complex assembly. Lineage: Eukaryota; Fungi; Ascomycota; Sordariomycetes; Xylariales; Hypoxylaceae. The record is from RefSeq and is a predicted model, not a curated record. The transcript is spliced from 2 exons. The coding region runs from base 203 to 580 and encodes 125 amino acids. Gene Ontology annotation, cellular component: mitochondrial outer membrane.
AAACCCGACAUCUUUCAAUGUUGAGCCUUCUCCAACCAUCUCAACUUUGAGCACCUGGCCUCGGAUAUAGGUGUCGAUCGGCUGCUGUUGUUACGAUUCUGAGUCACGACCCGACAUGAAAUCUAGCAGCUAGAAUAGACAAUAUCCAAAAAUACCUUCCUAUCCAUCCUCCUAGAUAUCCUCAACACUCUAGUCUCUCGCCAUGUCAUCCGAAGAAACGCACCCGCUCGCCGAGUCUGGUGUCACGAUGCACUCGGACAGCGAACAAUACUCAGCCGGCGAAGAUAUAUCAACCUCGCCACCUUCGACGUCCUCGCCGCCUAUAGUCCUCUACCGGCCCCCAACCGUCUGGUCUAUGCUCCGAGGUGCGGCCAUUAACCUGUUGUUACCAUUCAUCAACGGUAUGAUGUUAGGGUUUGGAGAGCUGUUUGCGCACGAAGCCGCAUUCAGGUUGGGGUGGGGAGGAACAAGAGUCUUCCCUCUAUCCCGACAACGAGUGCACCCCAUCGGCCCAGGUAUCGAGAUCCGCGAGCGACCAAGACCGCGACCAGACCUACGAGAUCUUGCGAGCUUGGAGUAGUUACUAUUCGAAUAACUAGCUACAAUUUGUACAUUUACGGUAGGGCCAAAAUGAAGAGGUAUCUCAUAGACAUGCAUACGCUAUAUGUAUCUCCGACACGCGGAAAUACAAUAUCUACCAAACUAGACGGCGGGAUGGAUGGAUGGUGAGGAAAACUAAAGGCAAAAGGAGACGGAUGUUGGGUAUUGUUUGUGUAUAAAGUUUCUUUCGACCAGAGACCUAGAUCUACACGAGGCCGUGGAUGUGGAAUGAUGAAUAAUUAAAUGUAAAUUCGUCUCAGAUUCAAGGGUCUUGAUAUUUGGGGCAUUUGGGCAUUAGGUACAUGCAUAUGCGCAUCUUGCAUGUCCAUCCAGGGUACUGUCUUGCCUUAGGAAUCCGUGAAUGUCUGCUACCUCAAGUAAUAGUAGCCUUGAGGUACUUAUCACUAUUGUCGAAUCUCUAGAUGUCUGCUUGGUACUGGGUGCACUUGGUAUACUCUGGUUGCAGUUCCUGAAUUCAAUGUUCUACCUACUAGGUACCUACUCGUUAUUGG